This is a messenger RNA of Carassius gibelio (silver crucian carp), 4917 nucleotides long. RefSeq names its product plakophilin-1-like. Gene Ontology annotation, biological process: cell-cell adhesion; intermediate filament bundle assembly; cell-cell junction assembly. Gene Ontology annotation, cellular component: cytoplasm; plasma membrane; nucleus. Bases 222 to 2192 code for a protein of 656 amino acids. Lineage: Eukaryota; Metazoa; Chordata; Actinopteri; Cypriniformes; Cyprinidae. The transcript is spliced from 13 exons. The record is from RefSeq and is a predicted model, not a curated record. Gene Ontology annotation, molecular function: cadherin binding.
GCGCUAUUAAACCGGGUAGCUAGGAGACAUAAACACCUAGUAAUUGACAGAUGUGUUCAAAUGUGAAUGUGGGCCUGUGAUUGGUCCGCAGCGCGACACAUCGAGUGGGCGUGGUCUUAGGUGUGGUUCCCACUGAACUGAAGCGCAAAAGUUUUCACUGCAGCAGCAGCAGACGCACGGGACACAGCCUGUCAGGUUUGGCAGAACCUCUGAGAGCAGCGAUGACUGUCGAUCCGAUCCGCUCGACUCUGGCCACCGUCUCGACGGAUGACACCUCUCUGGUGCUGCCGUCCGACAAAUCACAGCGGACGGGGCAGCAGCGCGUGCUGGAGCAGGUGAAGUCCAUUAAGAGAAAGUCGAAGAUGGUCAAGAAAGACUCCAUUCCGUCGCCAACAUCUCCGGAAUCGGUGACAGAAUACAGUGAGCCUAAGUUCCAGUUCUCACCUCCAAAUAUGAACGGCUCACUCUUCAAAUUUAACGGCUCCACCAUGACGUCAAGCCGCAGCAGAAUGACUGUUCGCAGCUUGUCUGUGCCCAACGCGGUAAGGACUACUACCGUGCGAUAUAACCGAGCAACUGGCCAAUCCAUGAAACUCCUGGGGAAUAAACAGCUGGUUCAAUCACAGACAAGUAUCAAACCUUCCCGCAGCCAAUCACAGACAGUGAGGAAAGUCACCGCGACCAACAGCCAAUCAGAAGCACUGGGUGCGUUCGGUGCAUUUGGAGCCGAGGGAUCUAUACCUAACAUCACUCUGCAGGAGGCAGUGGAGUAUCUGUCACACUCAGACAUCAGCUAUCAGCUGUGUGGAGCUUCAUACAUACAGCACCACAGCUUCAACGAAGACCACAUCAAACAAGAGGUUUGGCGUUUGGAAGGGAUACCUGCUCUCGUUCAGUUGCUGAAAAUCGACAAUUCCCAGCUGCAACAGACCGCUGCCGGUGCACUACGCAACUUGGUUUUUAAAGACGACAAUAACAAGGCUGAAGUGGACCGUUGUGAAGGAAUAGAGACCAUUCUGACCUUGCUCAGAAACACCAAUGAUACAGAAACGCAUAAACAACUCACUGGUCUGUUGUGGAAUCUGUCCUCGGCUGAUCGACUGAAGGCCGAGCUGAUCGAGAAGGCCCUGCCGCUGCUUACAGAAACCAUUGUGGUGCCGUACAACAAUUGGGGUGACAGCAAAGCUCACAAACACAUUGACCCCGAGGUGUUCUACAACACCACCGGCUGUUUGAGAAACCUCAGCAGUGCUAACGAGGAGGAGAGAAUAUCAAUGAGGAAAUGCCCGCAACUUAUCGACUCUCUCGUGACUUACGUUCAGACUCAGAUGGAUAUAGGCGAGCAAGAUGAAAAGUCGGUGGAAAACUGUGUCUGCAUACUUCAUAACUUGAGCUACCAGCUGGAGACAGAGGCUUCCGAUCACUUCAAAUCACUCGAAGAACCGAAGGAGAACAAUAACAAUAGCAAGAAGAGCAUCUUCAGCACCAAGAGCUCCAAGAGCUCCAAGACCCUAAAGGACAUUGUCUUCCCAGCCAUGGAGAGGGAAACUCCUGAAGGAGUGAAUUGGUUGUACAACCGGAAGUCCCUUCAGCUGUAUCUGUCUCUGCUGGGAAUCAGUCAGAAGGAGGCCACGCUGGAGGCGUGCUGUGGAGCCCUGCAGAACCUGACCGCUUCCAAGGGCCCCCUGUCCACUCUGAUGAGUCAAACCAUCAUCGAGAAGAUGCAAGGCCUGUGUGUCAUCUCGCCCCUGCUGAAAUCAGAAAACCCAGGCCUACAGAAGACCGCCAUGUCUUUAGUGGGCAACAUGUCCCGGGUGCCAUUUCUGCGGGGAACUAUGGCCAAGGAAAUUAUUCCCACACUCGGUUCUGUUCUCUUGAAUGUGACGCCAAACAUGGGGAAGUCUGACAGCACCAUCGCUACAAUGUGCCGUGUGAUGCAAGUGCUCAUGCUGGCAGAGCCCGAAACUAGCAAGAAGCUGAUCAACCCCAAACUCAUCGAAUCUCUGAGCACGCUCAGCUCAAAUAUGUCAUUCGAGACAGGCAGAAAAGCUGCUGGAUUUCUACUCUGGAGUAUGUGGGGACAAAAAGACAUUCAGAGUGUGCUGAAAAAGCAAAGGAUGAGCAAGGACACGUUUAUAAAUCCUGUUACUGCUGUAGCAUACGAGGAAGCAACAGACAUGAAAGCACGCUGAGAGAUGUACAAGCCGAAAGACAUUUAGUUUUUAUUUUAUUGGCCUGAUUCUGAAACCUUUCAUACUUCUACUUAAUAUAAUAAUUUUUUUUUUUCAGUUCUGCAGGAAGAGUUUCAGAAUACUGCCCUGUUUUCGUGCAGUGGAGAUCAAAAUUAGAGAACCAUCUAUAAGGGGCAGCUGUGGCCUAAUGGUUAGAAAGUUGGACCUGUAACCAGAAGGUCGUAGGUUUGAGUCUCGGUGCUGGCAGGAGUUGGGGGUUGGAGGGAGUGAAUGAACAGGGCUCUCUUCCACCCUCAAUCCCAAUGACUGAAGUGCCCUUGAUCAAGGUACUGAACCCCCCGCCGCUAGAUCUAUAGCUGCUCCGGGUGUGUGUUCACCUCUCACUGUGUGUGCACUUGGAUGGGUUAAAGGCAGAGCACCAAUUACGAGUAUGGGUUGCCAUACUUGGCAAAUGUCACGACUUUCAAUUUUUCUUUUUUUAAAUACUUGCUUUUUUUCUGAAAUAUUGUUUAUCCUCAUCGCUCAAAAUUUAAAGGAAUAUUAGCUGUGGGGUUUCCACAGUUUGAUAAAAUAACCAAGGCAUUUCAACAACAAAAAACUUUAUUUAGCUGAAAGCAAUGAUCAAAUACAGUAAUCACUGUAGCACGAAAGAAGAUCAGAAAUUAGUAGGAAUUGUAGAGGUCCCUGCUUUGAAUGACCUCCGCACAUCUGCGGCCGCAGGACUUCUAUAGUUACUCAAACUGCGCUGGUCUUUUUGUCCACUCUGCUUCCAGUUUUUGCUGAGCAAUUCCAGCUGCAGUGUUGAACCGAUUCCCUAUUUAGAGCCUUUGCAUUAUACUUUCCUCUCAUGCAUUUGUCUUUCAUGGAUGACCAGCCUUUUUGGGGAACAUGAAUGAUUGAAUGAAUGAAGUUAAAUAGGGUUUGUUAAUUAAGGAAAUUGGCAACCGCUACUAGAUUAGCACCAAUAACUUGGAGGUAUCUGUACGUUUUCUCUAAUAUUGAUCAGAUUUCUUUUUCAAAUAAACUUUUUUUUUUUUAUACUGUGCUUCAGAAUACAACUAAUUUGUAAUGCAGCUAAAUAUGCUUAAAAAAUAGGACUAAGCAGUGACCCUGAAAUUUAGGAAAUUGUAGGUUGUUCUCUAAUUUUGAUCCCCACUGUACAUUGCAGGACAUUAUGGUUAUAUGCAGGACAUAUGGAAAACAAUUCCUGCCAAGUUAAAUUUUUGUAUUUUUUGCAAAAAAAAUUGUUGCUUAAGGACUGUUAUAUUCUCACUGCCAUGUGGGCAAAAAUGACGAAAAAGCCCACAAAAAUCAUAAGUGUUUGCGUGAUGAUAUAUACCAGGUGAUCUGUGUAAACAAAACACCAGAAAUUGUGAUUCACUACAUAUCCUCUCAGAUCUUUUCAGUGAAGUGGUUUACACGCAGAGAUUGAUUCUUUCAUGAAUGGGACCGAUCUGGAAUUUAGCACACAAGUCACACAGAUGUUUUUUUUUUUUUUUUAACUAUUAUAUUUGUAUGGCGCUUGACAUCCACAGGUGGAGAAAUUGAGUAAUCAGACACCUGUUUUUAUGAUUAAAAUCCUGUUUUUGGGGGGAUUUCUGGAUGAUAUGGCUCUCUGUACUUCUAGUUCAGGCCUGUUUAGUGCCUAAUACACAGAUAUGCACAUUUAUCAUGGGAAAGCGUUUUUACACUUAGGCUUGACAAACUUGCACUACAAGUCCUGCGGAGUAACAAUCCCCCCCUUCUUCUUCUGCUGCUGUGCUGUAUAUUCAACAUACUAGGCACAUUGGGGAUCGUAAUACACGUUGGCUAAAGCUUUUGGAUUUUGGUUCCUGGAUAGUUGUUGGUUUCUAAAUGUGCUUUUUUGUAGCAGUUAUUAAAAGCUUAAAUAUAUAAGUGCACUACUUUUUUUUCUUUUUUUUCCUGAAUGUCCCUUUAAGUUUUUCUGCGGUAGAUUUAGGAAUGAGAACAGGCACAAAUGUUUAAAAUACUUCACAGCUAGUAUGUAACAGACCUUCAAUGUUGAAAUGGGGAUAGAAUAAUGUCAGUGGUUGUAUUAAUGUUGAAAAAAUGUUGAAAUCAUGUUUUGUUUUUUAUUUUUUUUAACAAAAUUCCAAUGAAUCAAUGUUUACAUUGUAAUAAGAUCUGUGCGAAAAAAUGUUGAAAACAUGCGAUUUGAUGCAUAAACAUCUAAAUGAAAUCAAGAGAGACUGAUCAGUGGAACGCCGGCUGCAUUGGAACUUAAUGAACUUUCGGUUACACUCGCAGCUCUGGAUCUUUUGCCUCCUUCAACUUAUGUGGAUUAAACCCUGUAUUAAACCCAGUCUCACCUCUUAUAGAAUCAGAAUCACCUUAAACUUUGAAGUUCUCAUGUGCUGCUUUAGAUGUGACUUGUCUACCAUCUUUGCAGUGUAAAGCUUUGUGUGUGUGUGUGUGUGUGUGUGUGUGUUGGCCAAGAGGCUGCUUAGAGCAGUAAAUGCGAAAUUAAUUAUCUAAUCUAAUAUUUUGAUUGACAUCCCUUUUUGUAAGCCAAACCUUUUCUGUAUACUAUUGCCUUAAUGUGUGAUACUGUACUAUGCGAGUUCUAUUUUUAUUUGAUGUUACUUUGGCUGGAUUGUGUUGCAUCUCUGCUUGUGGGGAAGUGUCUAAUUUUAUACAGACAAAUAGAGAUUGAUAAACAAAAAGAAAAUCAUAAUAAAUCAUAUUUUUGUAUAAAAAUAUUAAA